Molecule: messenger RNA, 2579 nt
Organism: Venturia canescens
Lineage: Eukaryota; Metazoa; Arthropoda; Insecta; Hymenoptera; Ichneumonidae
Exons: 4
Coding region: 54-1088 (344 amino acids)
Source: RefSeq, a predicted model, not a curated record
GCGUGCAUUUCAAUGGCAUUUUGACGUUAUUUGAUUAAUUAACAAGGGUCAAAAUGGCUGGGUACGAAUAUCUAAACCUUGUUUGCGUAUUUCUUUUAACGGUGAAUUCAAUCGUUGCUCUGGAAAGGUACACCGAAUAUCCCAUGGAAAGAAAAGAAAUUUGUGAUCCACUGGGUAAGAAACGCUCAAUUCUACUAUCGAGUGAUCCUAACUCUGCUGUGAUUGUUCGGCCUAUGCACACUUUUGAACAUUGGCAUGUGCAAACCGACAAACAAUGCAGAUUUGUGUUCAAAGCUCAUAAAGGUGAGCAUUUGUUCACAGUUAUACAAAAUAUGUCUCUGAGAAGGAAUGGAACCGAAUGCAUGGAUUACAUCAAGUUUAAACGAAGAGACGGACACACAACCUGCAAGUUUUGCGGACAGAUAGAUCGAAGAAAAGUAACUUACCGACCUAUGCAGGAAGAAUGCUCCACUUGGAAUGAUGGAUCCGACACCCAACUUUAUCGAGAUUUUACUGAAUUCGACCUCGAAGGAGAAAUUGAAACGACCAUAUUCAUCUCGAAAACUCCAUUAGAGAAAAAUCAGACUCUUGAUCUUACCAUCGUCUAUACUCCGUACAAAAACUGUGAGAAAAUCAAGGAAAAUCGUGAGAAAUACAAAUCCUUAACGGAUGAGAAUUUGUGUUUAUGGACAAAAUAUUUUUGCGAUGGAAUUGUAAACUGUCCUGAAGAGGUAUGCCUUGACGAAGAAAAUUGCGAAAAGCUCUACGAUAUUGUGAGCAACGGUACAGGAACCAAAGUGACGAUAGGAGCCGUGACGACUAUGAUAUUAUGUUUUAUCAUAUUCAUAAUGGGAUUGUGGAUGUGUCGAAAAAAUAAAAGAUUGUGCUGGUCCUCCGAUUGCGCUGGACCCAGUGGUCAAGACAACAGAUUGUCAAGGAUAGAGCGCGAGGCGGCUGGUUCUGCAAAUCAGCCAGUAGUCGUCGAUCCGAUGCUUCAAGUUGCCACUGCACCCUCAGUUUUGGACAAAGAUUUGCCGCCUAGCUACGACUCCUUAUUUCCCGAGCAAUCGAAUCCACCUACUACUUAAGGCCUUGGAAGUAGCCCUCUGAACGACGGUCUCAAGUUUGCAUUGUUCAAGCGCAACGGAAAUCUUUCUAUCAUUUAUCAAUCGCAGCUUAGUAAUUCAUAGAAAUUUAUCAUUGGGACUUUUUUCCUCUUAGACUCCUUGAACAAUAUUUGCUCAAUGUGGCAAAUAAUACAUGGGAGUUGCUAUAUGAAAGAAUUUCGUUACAUUUAAACGAUGUCAAUUUUGAAAUCAUCGUAAUCGGCGUUAACGUAUCAUUGUUUAAUGUUUUAAUUAGGCAAUAUUCAAUAAUAACGAUUUUUUUGUAUGAUUAUGCAAUAUCUUAUACAACGAUACGCCGUGAAUCGAAUUGUUCGAUAGUCAAACAUGAAAAUGGCACAAAUUCCAUAACCGAAUACGAACGUGAAUAUAUGACUUUCCUCUCAUGGCCAACUAAAGUACGACAAAAAAUAUCGCUUGUUGGGAUCAAGAUACUUCGUUAGUGAAGUUACUCUGAGGUUUUAUAAACUUUGUACGUAUAAGGGGCUAAUUUUUUCACCCACGUAAAAUAACAAGUACGUAAUAUUGAACAGUAUUUUUGCAAUAUCGGGUAAAAUUUACCUAGUCUCGAAAAUGAAUUUAAUCCAAUUUUUAAGCACCGCAAUCGCUAAUGGCCUACAAACCAGAGCGGUACUUUUCUGUAACUAUACGAGACAAACAUUUUAAGAUUUUCCAACAUUCUGUUGGUUAAUGUAUGUUGCGUCUAACGAAGUUUUUCAAACAUGACAACACAUACAUACCUGAGGAAAAAAUAAAGAACAAAUUUCCUAUGGUAGCAAAUUUGAAAAAGUGCUUCCAGUACAACUUAAUACAGUUUACAAGAAUAGAACUUUAAACAAACAAAAUAGUUCAUUAACCCAAUCAUGUAUAAACAAAAAAUUGUACAUAACGCGUGCCCGUUGCUGUACAAGUUUUUUAACUAAUAGAAAAUACAAUCGAAUGAAAUGUUUACGCUGUCGCUAUAUUUGUUACGUCCGUACCCAAAAGCGGGAUAUUUUACAUUUUGUGUAUGUAAUCGCGUGGUCUCGACAUAUUUACACUUUUUUUACGCCAGGAAAAAUUUUAGUGGAAAUAAAAAUAUUGUAGGAGUAGUAAAGGCAUGAAAUAUUUGAAUAAUCAAAAUGAAUAAAGUUCAAAUUUAUGUAAUUGUAACAAUACCAAAAAAUGAUUAUGAAAAUGAAGCGAAAGAUUCGAAUUUUGAGGAACCGCAAAUUUCUGCUGCCUAAACGUAUCAAUGGAAAUAAUGCCUAAUGGACACAAAAUGAUUACACAAGCCCAUAUUUGUGUUUUUGAGAUAUGUUUACUUUUUAAUUCUACCAAAAUAUUUAUUUACACUCGAGUGAAAAAGUAGUAAAAUACUGUGAGAUGGCUCUCUCGCUAUCGAGUCGAAUAAACUAAAAUUGUAAGGAAAACAAAACUGGACUCGAUUCAUAAACGAAUAUUUUGUGAAAUCUU